UUUGGCUUCUCCAUGAUUCUCAUGGCGUCAUGGGAAACUUCUCUGAGGUGGGUGGGAUUACAAGCUGGAAUCGAGCAUUGUUUAACAUUGCGGCAGUGUUUCAACUAUUGGCCUCGUAAACGGCGGUACCGCCGGUCUGAUUUGGAUGUUUUUCAUCUGCUGGAUGGGCUUCAUUCUUAUUAACACCUCGAUGGCCGAAAUGGCCUCUAUGGCUCCAACGACUGGCGGGCAAUACCACUGGGUGUCUGAAUUCUCCCCUAGAAAGCACCAGAAGUUCUUGAGCUACCUCAUGGGAUGGCUCUGUGUCCUCGGAUGGCAAACCUGCUGCGCCGCAGCCGCCUAUCUCGCCGGGACUCAAAUCCAAGGCCUCGUCGUGCUCAACUACCCCAACUACAUCCCCGAGGGCUGGCACGGGACCCUCAUCACAGUAGCCAUCGCCGCCUUCGCCGUUCUAUUCAACACAGUCCUAGCCCGAAACCUGCCCUUGAUCGAGGGCAUCGUCCUCGUGAUCCACAUCUUCGAUUUCCUAGGCAUCCUCGUAGCCCUCUGGGUUUUGUCCCCGCGAGCAGACGCUAAAACCGUCUUCACAAAAUUCAGCGAUGGAGGCGGCUGGGGCAGUUUAGGAGGCAGCACGCUCAUCGGUGUUACAGCGGGUAUCAUCCCCCUCAUCGGCGCCGACGCUGCCGUCCACAUGUCAGAAGAAGUCCGCGAUGCCGGCAGAACCGUCCCGCGCUCCAUGAUCUCAACGACUGUCAUCAACGGCGCCCUGGGCUGGAUCAUGAUCAUAACGUACUGCUUCUGCCUCGGCGACUUGGAGGAAGUCCUCGCCAGCCCAACAGGAUACCCUUACCUACAGGUGUUCUACAAUUCCACCCAGUCGAUCAGCGGCGCGACGGUCAUGGCGGUUUUCGUCAUUUUCAUGGCUAUUUUCUGCAAUUUGACGAUGGUCGCCACCGCGUCGAGACAGCUGUACGCUUUUGCUCGCGAUGAUGCGAUUCCGUUUAGUCCGUGGUUUGCACGAGUUUCGCCUACGUGGGAUGUACCGCUCAAUGCUAUUGUCACGACUUUUGCUGUGUCUAGUAUCCUUGCGCUCAUUAACAUUGGCUCAGCAGCAGCGCUGAAUUCCAUCACGUCUUUGGCAACUACGUCGUUGCUUUCCAGCUAUAUUUGCUCUAUAGGCUGUAUGAUCUGGAGGCGUUGGACGAAACAGCCUCUGCUGCCUUCUAAGUUCAGUUUGGGCAGGUGGGGACUUGCCGUCAACAUUGCCUCGGAGGUUUUUCUGGUCAUUGUUUUCGUUCUGGCUUUCUUCCCUCAAAUACCCGCGCCUGAUACGGUGGCUAUGAACUGGAAUAUUCUUAUCUACGGCGUCGUGGUAGUUUUCUCCAUGGUUUAUUAUUUCUUUUCUGGGAGGCAUAAGUAUGCUGGACCUGUGGAGUACGUGAGGAAAUUGGACUGAUGAACUAUGGGACAUGGAGAGAGCAUGCCUUGGAUUUCCUAACUGACUUCGAUAUGGGGUUCUUAUCAAAAUUUGAAUCUUCGGCAAAGUAUUCAGAGUUGAUGUACCUCAAUAGAGCAAAGACUAGAUCCUAUUCUGACUGCGAUACGAAAUUUCCCAAUCGUUAUAUAGUGACAGGCCAGAUCUACCCUA
Molecule: messenger RNA, 1648 nt
Organism: Pseudomassariella vexata
Lineage: Eukaryota; Fungi; Ascomycota; Sordariomycetes; Amphisphaeriales; Pseudomassariaceae
Product: amino acid/polyamine transporter I
Exons: 2
Coding region: 146-1456 (436 amino acids)
Biological process (GO): transmembrane transport
Cellular component (GO): membrane
Molecular function (GO): transmembrane transporter activity
Source: RefSeq, a predicted model, not a curated record